AUGGUCAAGAUAAAGCCCACCAAGCGCAAGGGAGCAGCGCAGGCGGCGGACAAAAAAGCGGCCGGCGCGAAAAAACAUAAGAGGGGGAGCGAAAGCAUUGAUCUCGCGUCUAUACCGUUGCACCCGGACCCAGGUUCGGCUGCGACUGCUCGAUCGUCGCCAGCAGGAGUGGAGGAAAGAGAGGCAUCGCCCGUGCCUAAACGAAGACACUUCACGCGAGCGUCGCUGAAGAUAGUGAAGCGGGAGCCGUCGCCCGUUCUGCAACCUAGAUUCUUCAUGGGCACUCCAGAAGAGGAAGUGGUGAAGAGGGAGCAAUCACCGGUUCUACAGCCUAGAUUCUUCAUGGGCACCCCGGAAGAGGAAGUAGUGAAGAGGGAGCCAUCACCGGUUCUGCAACCUAGAUUCUUCAUGGAUGACGCGGGAGAAGUGGUAAAGCGCGAGCCGUCGCCUGUUCUGCAACCUAGAUUCUUCAUGGGCACCCCGGAAGAGGAAGUGGUGAAGAGGGAGCCAUCACCGGUUCUACAGCCUAGAUUCUUCAUGGGCACUCCGGAAGAGGAGGAAGAGGAGGAAUACGACAACAACAACGACCAAGAAGAAGAAGAAGAGGAAGAAGACGAAUCCACCCGCGCCACGCGCCUCCUUCUAGACCACUACUCCCCCGAGAUCAUAAACCAGCACAUCGACCAGCGCGCCCUGAAGCUCUACCCGGCCCCGUCCCCACACCUCGUCUACGUCGUCACGCACUCGCGCACCAGCCACAACAGCGGGCCCGAGUUCCUCGUCCUCGGCACGUACCGGAGCGCGGCCGACGCCAACGAGCGCGCGCUGGUGUACACGAUGAUGCGGCAUACGUGCCACCAGUCGCACCACCACUACCCGGACUACACCGUCACCAUCACCCGACACAACGGUGGCAAUGAUGCCCCCCAAUUCCCCUUCGCCACCAACGCACCAGUCCGCCCACUCCUCGGCGCCCCCGAGCCCGCUGUGGGGGGUCCCGCGCACUACUGGUUUGACGCGCACGGCCUGCUGUCGCUGUGGGAGGCGAACGGGGUGUCGUGGGCGCGCACGUGCGUCACGCGGCAGGACGUCGGCGUUGCGGGGUAUGAUGAUGAUGAGGCUGGUCGUGCGGGGCGUGCGGGGGGUGGAUGGUCUGUUUGUUGUCGGUAG
Hypoxylon fragiforme is the source of this 1170-nucleotide messenger RNA. RefSeq lists its product as uncharacterized. Lineage: Eukaryota; Fungi; Ascomycota; Sordariomycetes; Xylariales; Hypoxylaceae. Bases 1 to 1170 code for a protein of 389 amino acids. The transcript has a single exon. The record is from RefSeq and is a predicted model, not a curated record.